CUGACGGACACUGAAACCAUCUCAAUUAUGUGGUCAAAGAAAUCUACAUUACAUUUUGUUUGGUAUUGCAACCAUACCAUGUUGCAAUCAUGUGUAAUCGCCUAGCAUAAGUUAAUGUUAAGAGAAGUGACACAUGUAAAAACAUACCAUGAAUAAAGUUGAUGGAAGAAAGCCUAAUUAUUACAAGUUUUCCAAUUACAAAACAUAUUAAACAUGGCGCAGUCGUAUACUCACGGACCAGUAAAGCUACCCCCUGAUUUUGACCUGCAAGGGCAGAAUGCGGCCAUGGAGUGGAAGUUUUGGAAGGUCGCCUUCGAAGACUACUUGGUUGCUACAGGGCAACAUGAACCUAAUACCAAUGUAAAGUUAGCGAUUCUGAGAAAUAUUAUUGGUACCGAAUCUUCGCGAAUUAUGUGCACCAUUGCAAUACCCGAUGGAACAGAUGAUCCUUACAAAUAUAUGAUGGGACAAUUGGAGGCAUAUGUAAAUCCACGUUUUAAUGAGGUAGUUGAAAGGCACAAGUUUCUGAGUAGGAACCAGAAAGAAGGUGAAUCAUUCGAACAUUUUCUAACUGACAUAAAACAUCUCGUGAAGUCUUGCAAUUACAGCACAAUAGACCCAGAUGAAACUGUUGAAGAAAAAGCUUUAAGGGAUAAAAUUGUCAUGGGUAUUCGUGACACAGUUACACGAGAAGCCUUGCUAAGGGUUGAUAAGUUAAAGUUAAAUAAAGCUAUAGAUAUUUGUCGUGCCAGUGAAAUGAGUAGAAAUCAAAACAAAAUGUUUUCUGAAGAAAGCGCAGAAGUAAACACGGCUACAAAAAGGCAUGACAAGAGAAAGGGCUCCAAACAAAACGACACCAAAGCACAGGAAAAAUUUAAGUGUAAGCGUUGUCAAAGUAUGCAUGGCCCCCGGGAGUGUCCUGCGUUCAGGAAGCCUUGCACAAAGUGUGGAAUUUUAAACCAUUUCGCAAUUGCUUGCCGAGUGAGAAAUAUUAAAAAUGUGCAACAAAAUGUCAACAGCGAUAGUGAAGAUAGCUGUAGCAGUUUAUUUGUCAAUCAUGUUAAUUUUUUAGGUAGUUCUAAGGACCUUUGGGACGAGAUUGUCGAAAUUGAGGACACGAAAUUCAAGGUAAAACUGGACACAGGAGCUGACGUCUCUGUGAUCCCGCGCAAAAUUUUUGAUAAAAUAGACAAACAAUUUAAGGUACGUAAAAGCAAUUAUAUCAUUAAGGAAUUUGAAGGCACUCAGGCUAAAAGUAUUGGCACUGUAAACCUAUUUUGUAAAUAUAAAAACAAAAAUGUCUAUGAAGAUUUUGUAAUCAUAGAAGGGGUUAACAAAAUUUUAUUAGGUGGCCAAGCUUGUGUUGAUCUUGGUCUCUUGAAAAGAAUCAAUAAAGUAAAUAUUCAAGAGUAUAACAAAAACCGAGACAAAGAUAAAUUUAUAUCUGAGAAUUCCAACAUUUUUUCUGGUUAUGGUAGGUUUGAGGGAAAGUAUAAAAUUACAACGGUCAAAAAAUUGAAACCGGUUAGCUACCCCCCUACAAGGGUUCCAUUUGCUAUAAAAAGUGCUUUGAGAGAUGAGCUCGAUAGACUUGUACAGAGGAAGGCUAUCGUGAAGGUUGAAGAGAUAGACCCGCGAGCUAGCAUAAACCGAAUGGUUAUCGUCGAAAAGAGUAACGGUAAGUUAAGAAUUUGUUUAGAUCCCCAGGACCUUAAUACCCAAAUUGUAAGAAAACCACAUCCAGUAAAAAAAAUUGAAGAAGUUUGUUCCGGAAUGACAGGCAAAAAAGUAUUUUCCGUAUUUGAUUUGGCUGAAGGAUACCACCAUCUAGAAUUAGACGACAGUUCUUCUUGGAAAUGUUGCUUUGCCACCCCCUUUGGCAUUUAUCGAUACACUGUUUUACCGUAAGGACUCUCUAAUUCCCAAGACUUAUUCCAAGAACAGAUCGAAAGUAAGUUUGGUGACUUGGAAAAUGUGCAGCUGCUCCAUGAUGAUAUGAUAAUCAUGGGAAUAGACAAAGAGGAACAUGACAGGGCAGCCGAACAAGUGAUAAGAAGAGCAAAAGAAGUGGGCGCUUAAUUUAACAAAGAAAAAUUCCAGUAUUGCCAAAAGCAAGUCAAAUUUAUGGGACAAGUUUUUUCAGAGAAGGGCAUGGAAAUAGAUCCAGAGAGGGUAGAGUCUCUUCGCAAAUUACAAAGCCCAAGAGAUAAAACCGAACUGCAGAGAAUUAUAGGUAGUUUCAAUUAUGUUAGGAAGUACAUUCCAAAUAUGGCCGAUCACAUUAAACCUCUUUGUGAACUGUUAAAAUCUAAUGUUGACUUCAAGUGGCUUCCUUUACAACAAGAAUGUUUCGACAAGUUAAAAGAGAUAAUUACUAAAUCCCCAGCACUA
Molecule: messenger RNA, 2391 nt
Organism: Photinus pyralis (common eastern firefly)
Lineage: Eukaryota; Metazoa; Arthropoda; Insecta; Coleoptera; Lampyridae
Exons: 2
Coding region: 214-1908 (564 amino acids)
Source: RefSeq, a predicted model, not a curated record